AUGCUGAAGUUUCUCUAUAUCGGGGCUAUUUGCCUCCUUCUCUAUGCAGUGCGAUCAAUCGCAACGGUCGUGUCGGACCAGCGCAAGGCCAGAGCCCUUGGCUGCCAGCCAGCUCGCUGGAUCAGAAACCGGUUGCCAUUAGGGUUGGAUCUGGUCCAGAAGUUCAAGACGGCCUUUGACGCUGGCUGUUUCCAGGAAGAAGUGGCAAAAAUAUUUGCUGAACAAGGAUCUCGGACUUAUGGAUUGAACAUAUUGGGUUCUAAUUUCUACCAAACUUUCGAACCGAAGAAUAUCCAAGCUUUGCUUGCCACUCAAUUCUCCGAUUUUGCGUUGGGUGAUUUACGGCGACAGGCAUUCUUUCCCCUGUUGGGAAACGGUAUCUUCACAACUGAUGGCAAGGCAUGGGAGCAUUCUAGAGCAAUGAUCCGACCACAAUUCGUACGAGACCAAGUAUCUGACCUCGCGCAUGAAGAGAAUCAUGUGCAAGAGCUGCUUCAACAGCUAGUCACCGACCGGUCUGGCUGGACUAAGCCGACAAAUAUCACCUCCUUGAUGUUCCGGCUGACUUUGGACUCUGCCACUGAAUUUCUCUUUGGUACCAACGUAAAUUCUCAACGUCAGGCUGGCAACCGGAGCGAGACAGCCUUAUUCGAAUGGAAGACUCUGUCUGCGAGCUUCGACUCGGCUAAAAACCAUUUGUGCAGUCGUAUGCAGCUUGCCGAGUUUUACUGGCUACACAAUCCCAAGGAAUUCCGAGAAAACAUUCGAGAGGUGCAUCGCUUCGCCGACUAUUGCGUCCAAAACGCACUCAAACGGGUUGAAGAGCUUGACCAACAGUCCGAAAAGUCUAGUAUUACGCAAAAUUAUACUUUCCUUGAUGAACUCGCCAAGGUUACCAAGGAUCCUGUUGAGCUGAGAGGCCAGACGAUGAACCUCCUCCUUGCCGGUCGAGACACUACUGCAAGUCUUCUCAGCUGGACAAUGUGGCUCUUAGCUCGUCAUCCAGCUGUUUUUAAUAGGCUGCGCAGUCAUAUACUUGAAGAAUUUGGGCCGUAUGAACAAACAGAGAAAAUCACGUUCAGCUCGCUGAAGUCCUGCACAUAUCUUCAACAUGUCUUGAAUGAGGUACUACGUCUGUACCCCCCUGUUCCCAUGAAUUCGCGACGAGCUAUUAAGGACACCACUCUACCUCUUGGAGGAGGGCCGGAUGGAAAGGCACCUCUUUUUGUCAAAAAGGGAGUUGAAGUGGAAUACUUUGUCUAUGUAAUGCAUAGAGCAGAGGAAUUCUGGGGCAAGGAUGCAAACGAGUUCAACCCAGACCGCUGGGUAGAUCGCAAAUGUGGCUGGGAAUAUUUACCAUUCAAUGGCGGGCCGCGAAUCUGCUUGGGGCAGCAAUUUGCUCUCACUGAGGCGGGCUACGUUAUCACAAGGCUUUUGCAGAGAUUUGAUCAGUUGAAGCUGGAGGAUGAGUCUUUUACGCCAGUGCAUCGAUUAGGUCUUACCGAUGCGCCGCAAGAGUACAAUGUUUAUCUUCACAAGAGCAGUCAGUAA
This is a messenger RNA of Talaromyces amestolkiae, 1551 nucleotides long. RefSeq lists its product as uncharacterized. Gene Ontology annotation, molecular function: iron ion binding; oxidoreductase activity, acting on paired donors, with incorporation or reduction of molecular oxygen, reduced flavin or flavoprotein as one donor, and incorporation of one atom of oxygen; heme binding. The transcript is spliced from 2 exons. Lineage: Eukaryota; Fungi; Ascomycota; Eurotiomycetes; Eurotiales; Trichocomaceae. The coding region runs from base 1 to 1551 and encodes 516 amino acids. The record is from RefSeq and is a predicted model, not a curated record.